AUGUUGAAAAGUACAUUGAGAGCUAGUCAAACUAUACGAAAUACGAGGCAACUGUAUUUGACGAUAUUCAAACAUUAUUCUAUUGCAAGUAAUUCAUCAUAUCUAGGAGAUGCGUUGUCUACAGAUGGUUCCAUUCCAACAGUUGAGUUAGCUUAUGAUAAACACUCACCAAAGGGUGGUGCAGAGGAUAGACUUUCCCCUUUAAUAAUGUUACAUGGAUUAUUUGGUUCAAAGGCCAACACCAGAACUAUUUCAAAACAAUUAGCCUCUAGAUUAGGUAGAGAUAUAUACUGCUUAGACUUACGAGACUUCGGAGACUCUCCUCAUAUUGCCAGACUAGACUACCCAUCUUUAGCAGCUGACGUCGAAAGAUUUAUCCAUGAGCAAAAGCUCCACAAGCCUAUUCUUGUUGGACAUUCUAUGGGUGCAAAGACAGCAAUGGCUGUCGCUUUGCGUCGUCCAGAUCUUCCAAGUAUUAUCGUUCUGGUGGACAACGCUCCUGUUAGUUCUCAUUCAGGAUCUACAUCUCCUUUUUCAAAAUAUGUCAAUCAACUUAGGCUUUCAUUGGAGAAAUACCAUUACAGUAACAUUAAAGAUGUUGAUGCCCAAUUAGCAAAAGUUGAAAACUCCGAGCAAGUUCGUCAAUUUUUGCUAACGAAUCUUGUCCGAGGAAAAAAGGAUGAUCCUAUAAUUUCAAGGAUACCUUUGAGUAUUAUUGGUGACGCAAUUACCAAAGGAAAAAUUGCCAGCUGGCCAUUUGAUCCGAACUACUGUAAGUGGAGUAAUGGAUCGGCUUUGUUCAUCAGAGGCACGAAUUCCGAAUAUGUUCCUGAUGAAUAUUUACAAGACAUUGGAGCAUUUUUUCCUAAUUUUGAAGUUAAGGAUAUUGAAUCUGGUCAUUGGGUGAUCAGUGAAAAGCCAAAUGAAUUUGCCGAUGUUCUUAUAGAAUUUAUAGAAAGGAAAGAAGAUAUAUAG
Molecule: messenger RNA, 975 nt
Organism: Priceomyces carsonii
Lineage: Eukaryota; Fungi; Ascomycota; Pichiomycetes; Serinales; Debaryomycetaceae
Exons: 1
Coding region: 1-975 (324 amino acids)
Cellular component (GO): mitochondrion
Molecular function (GO): carboxylic ester hydrolase activity
Source: RefSeq, a predicted model, not a curated record